AUGAGUAAAUUUUAAGAAUUCAUUUCCAACAAGUAAAUAACAGAACUAUAAGAAUAGUUAGAAUAAGCUCGUAAUAAAAUUCAAAAAUUAGAAGCAUAAUAAUAGCAUGCUGGUUAAAUUGAUGAUAUUUACAUUUUAAGAGAUAGAUUAAUCAAAGUUUAAAAUGAAAAUAUUAAACUAAAAAAUACACUUAAAUAUAUUGAAUAGAAUCAAUAAUAUAACAAAUUGAAUGCUUUUUAUGACUAUUUCAAUAUUCCAAAUGUCUAAAAUAUGGAUAUCAAAUUGUAAUUGAUCAUAGAUUAAUUUAUUAAUUUAAAACAGGAAAUUGAAUUAAAGAAUUAAACCUUGCUUGAAUACUCUUAGAUUUAAAUUUAGAAUAAAGAAUUAUUAACAAAAGUGACAGUACUUGAAUAGUAAUUAAAAUUGAAAGAAAGUUAGAUAGAAAAAACAGAUAAAUAAAUUGUUAAUCUAACAAAACUUAUAGAAUAGUUGUAAGUAUAAGCUACAGAAUCCUUUUGGGAUUUAAGAAUUAAAUGUGAUAAUUUAAAAUCAUUAAUUUCAAAUGGAUGGGAAUGUGAUUAAAAAAUUAAUUAAAAUAGUGAUCAUCCUUAAAAAAUAGCAACAAUUAUAUCAGAAUAACAUUCUUUAUUAAGUAAAAGAUUUUCUUAGCCAAUUUUUGAUCAUCAUUUAUAUUUUAAAUUAAAAGAAUAAACACUUUAUAUUGUAAAGUAAAUAUAAUGUACAUCAUAACCUAUUUAAUAAAUAAAAAAAUAAAUAGAAGCUUUAGAUGAAUUUUGGCUCAUGUUUAUUUUAGUUAAAAAUUAUCCUAUUAUUAUAUUAAAUGACAACAAUUAAAGUAUCAACAAUUCAGAAUUAUUUAAAAAAGUAUAAUUUAUGAAGUAAUUAUUAAAUUCAGAAUCCCCAAUUUAUUAUAAUUAAGAAGUUGCAUAUGAAAUGAAUAUAGAUUUCUAGAAUAUUUAAUUUGAAAUUGCAUAAUUUGCUUAAUAGUCAUUUAGUUGGUUUUUUGAAUAAUCUAAUGAUUUAGUUAUAGUGAGUGAAUAUAAUAAACGAAUUAAAUUAAGUGGAACCAGUAAGGUUAAAUAAGCCAGAGAAUGCACUCUCUUGCAUUAUAUAACAGAUUACUAUUAAAUAACAUAAGAUAACAGAGUAAUGUUAUGCAUUUAGAGCAAUUCUAAAGAUGCACCUAAAGUGUAAAAGCAGUAAGUGAAUACAGGAAUAGUUGCUAAGAUAAAAAACAAAGAGAAUUAUAAUAAAGUUUGUUAAAUUAUUAAUUCCUAAAUUACACAGGAUACAACAAUUUAAUAUGAUGAAAAUUAUGUGUAUAUUUAUUUAUGA
This is a messenger RNA of Paramecium pentaurelia, 1356 nucleotides long. The record is from the annotation of a GenBank genome assembly. Lineage: Eukaryota; Ciliophora; Oligohymenophorea; Peniculida; Parameciidae.